CGCCGGGUCCCGUGACUGCGCGCCCCGCCCUGAGCCCCCGCUGCCGUCAUGCAUUCCCCGGCGGUGCUCGUCACCUCCAGGCGACUUCAGAAUGCCCACACUGGCCUCGACCUGACUGUGCCCCAGCACCAGGAGGUGCGGGGCAAGAUGAUGUCUGGACACGUGGAGUACCAGAUCCUGGUGGUGACCCGCCUGGCUGCGUUCAAGUCGGCCAAGCACAGGCCCGAGGAUGUCGUCCAGUUCUUGGUCUCCAAAAAGUACAGCGAGAUUGAGGAGUUUUACCAGAAACUGAGCAGUCGUUAUGCAGCAGCCAGCCUCCCCCCGCUCCCCAGGAAGGUCCUGUUUGUUGGGGAGUCUGACAUCCGGGAGAGGAGAGCCGUGUUCAAUGAGAUCCUGCGCUGUGUCUCCAAGGAUGCCGAGUUGGCGGGCAGCCCAGAGCUGCUAGAGUUCUUAGGUACCAGAUCCCCAGGGGCUGCAGGGCUCACCAGCAGAGAUUCCUGUGUCCUGGAUGGCACAGACAGCCAGACAGGGAAUGAUGAAGAGGCUUUCAACUUUUUUGAGCAGCAAGACCAAGUGGCGGAAGACGGUCCUCCUAUCCAGGGCCUGAAGGGCGAGGAUGCUGAGGAAUCCUUGGAGGAGGAGGAGGCGCUGGACCCUCUGGGCAUUAUGCGCUCUAAGAAGCCCAAGAAGCAUCCCAAAGUGGCCAUGAAAGCCAAGCCCUCGCCCCGGCUCACCAUCUUUGAUGAGGAGGUGGACCCUGACCAGGGGCUCUUUGGCCCGGGCAGGAAGCAGUUCCCGCAGGGCCCCUCGGAGGAUGUGUCAUCCAUGGACCCCCUGAUGCUGUUUGACGAUCCUGACCUCGGCGGGACCGUGCCCCUGGGUGACUCCCUCCUGCUGCCAGCCGCCUGUGAGAGUGGAGGGCCCACGCCCCGCCUCGGCCACAGGGACGCCUCCAAGGAACUGUUCAGGAGGUUGACCCAGGAAGCAGGCAGGAUGUCCGGAGUUCCUUCCACAGCUGGCUACAGGCAGGCGUCCACCCCAGGGGUGCUGUGCUGGGCACCUCCGUACUCACACAGGCUCUCUGGUAGUGCCAGGAGUUGUCCUGAUCAAAGGUACCUCCUCUCUCUCCCCAUCCCUGCGCGGCCUUGCCCCAGGGCAGGAAGCCACUGCUCAUGAGCCUGCCUGGUUCUUCCUGUUCAUUCUCAUUCCCACCUCCAGACCUCUGCUCUCUGCUCCUUUCUCCAGGAUUCUCUCCCCUAUUCAUGCCAGGCUCACCCUUCUGAAAAGACCCACCUUCCCAGGAGGCCUUCCCAGCCUGCUCUGGCCCAAGGGCUCACUGCCUUCUCUGGGCUUCAACACCUUCUUUCGAGGCCUUUGCAAUUGCGUGGCCCCUGCCUGACUGGGCUGGGGGUGUCCCCAUUGUAGAUAGAGGCGCUGCUUUUCUGUGUCAUACGCCCGCUUGCUCGGCCCCUGCUGUCAGUAGACAUCAGUACAUACAGCCUUCCUGUACAUUUGGAAACUACUUUCCUUGUGUUGUCUUAUUUGAUCCUUGUGAGAAUCCCUGUGAGGGUGGUACAGCAAGUACAAUCCCACUUUGUAGAAGAGACUGAGGACCAGGGAGGAGUGGCCUGAGGCCACCUGAUGGAGGAGUUGCAGGGUGAGGAACGGAAGCUAGUUCUCCACCCGCAGUGCUGUGCUUCUGUGCGCAGGUCUGUGCAGCAGCGCCAGUGACACUGUUACUCCUGCUUGUAGAUGAGGAAGCUGAAGCUUGUAGAGACCAAGUGGGCGCUCUAGGUCUGCUGCCUUCAGUACCUGUGCCUUCCCUCACCGGACUCCAGCAUGACUGAGCGAUAGACGUAGAGAUGCCUGUUAGCACAAGGGGAAACCUCGCCCUGACACUGGAGUCCAGGUGCCCCCGGCAGGGGAACACACCCCAGAGAACCAGCCACAUGCAGGCCAAGUCCUGUUCAUCCUCACACUAGCUGUGGGUCUCAGGGCAAGGCCCUUUGCCUCUCGACACCUCAGUUUUCUCAUCUGUAGGACAGGGCUACUCUCUGUGCGCACACAGUGUGUGGAGAUUAUUAAAUGGGUUGACGAACGUGGAAAUGUCUGGCCAUCAUGGGUGUUCAGCACGCGGCUCAGUGGGUGGAAUGGAUUGAAUGAGUCUUCCACUGUGCAUCUGGUCUCCAGAAAUCAAGUUCUGGAGAAUCAGUGGCCUGGCCUAUUUCUUGCCCUCAGUACCCAGGGAUGGUCCUGAGUGACUGUAACACUGCUAGGGCUUUAUUCCCACCCACCAGUGGGAGAUCAGAGGUCUGGGGUCAUGACAGAGUCCUGGUGGGCCCUGGCCAAGGCCAUCCUCAGCUCUCGCUGGGCUCUGUCUAGCACCCAUGUGGCCCACAGAGGCCCACUGUGGGCGGGCCAACCCUGCACCACCAUGGCUCAGCGCCCCUGGUUAUUCUUUCUCUGGUUGAACUUGCUUUGGAUGAGGGCUCAGCUUCUGAGGGCCGAUGUCCUGUUCCUCCCAACAAAGGCACUGUCACAUACCAUCCCCUCGGGGCCACUCGGCCUCCUGGGACUCCAGUGUCCUCAUCUGCAGGAUGGAAACACAGUCGUGCCUCCCCGGAGUGGUGUUUUGAGGAUGAAAUAUGUGUGAAGUGCUCGGCACAGAGCGGGAACUCUGUACAUGGUAGCUGGUGGUUAUUUCUGAAGGGAUUGGAGGGAAAGCGCCCUACAGAAGCCAGCAUGUGUCAAGUGGGGUCACCUGAAGACCAACUCCCAGGAGGCUGCGUGGGGCCUGCCCUGUGCCUGCUUUGCUGUGGGUGGGAGGGAAGGAGAGCCCUGGCCUUCGUGUCUCCUCUGGGCAGGGUGGGUGGAGGGGCCAGAGUGGAAUGGGGCGGGGCCUUGAGCUGGCCCAGGCUGGGCUCCCUGCAGCUGCCCAGCCCCCUGAGGGCAGUGGCAUUGCCUGGGGUCUUGUUCCUG
Piliocolobus tephrosceles (Ugandan red Colobus) is the source of this 2979-nucleotide messenger RNA. It is a transcript of the gene HS1BP3, whose product is annotated as HCLS1 binding protein 3. The transcript is spliced from 7 exons. Bases 49 to 1176 code for a protein of 375 amino acids. NCBI's taxonomy places the organism in Eukaryota, Metazoa, Chordata, Mammalia, Primates, Cercopithecidae. Gene Ontology annotation, molecular function: phosphatidylinositol binding. The record is from RefSeq and is a predicted model, not a curated record.